AUGGGCCCGGGAGACAGCGGCCCUGCCGCCCCUACCCGUGCAAACGCAUCUGCAUCGGCCAAGUUGACAGAGAAAGAAGCGAGAGUUAUUGAAGAAUACGAGAAGAUUGUGCGAUUUCGCGAUACCAUUCUCGCGGGAACCCACCCUACCAUCAAGCUCCCACCCGGCCUCAAAGCCUCGUCCCAACCCAUCAUCAACUACUAUACGAGAGCGCCAUCAGAGCCCGGCGAAGUAGAUGCAAGGUCUGAUACUCUACAGCGUUCUGUUGAGAAAACUCAGAGCCAGAACCCUACCUUGCUACAGCCUGUAGCUGAUGCCGGCGCCACCGCUCUUGGUUCUCAGCGCCCAAAGCCAUUUCCCAACAAGACGACAGAGAUCAAUCCCAUUCUUCUUGAGAAAUCUGACGAACUCGUCAGGGCUGAAAUCCAGCUGCAGAGGCAAAGAAUAGAGCGGUCUCUGAGAGACGAUAUCGAACAGCGUCGAGUCUCAAAGCAAGUGCAAGCAGAACCCGUCAAUGAGUUUGACCUAUCCGAUGUACUCGCAAAGGCUCUGACUCUUGUUCAAGCCACUACUAUACCCUUUGCCGCCAAUGGAGGCUUGAUUGCUAAUCAUGAAGCUGCAAGUGAUUCUUUUGACGAUAACACCUUUUACUCCUCAAAGCAUGACACGCCCGAGUCCAAUCUGACUUCGCGCUUGCGCCACUCAACUGACGAUGCCAUGUUGAUAGAUGGCCGCAGGCCAUCUCAGUCAAGCCUUCACCAAAGCACAUACUACGGUAAUAACACGGCAGCUUCUACGAAUAGUUACCAUGCCGCAGCCCCCCCCUCUCAGCCCCCGUCCCAGAUCCAUGCUCCGAUGGCGAACGUUGUCGCGAGUAGACCAGAGAAGGUGCGGGUUCCCGGGCUUCAUAUACUCGCCAACAGUGGAAACCCCCCAGCUACCCAAGGCCCUGCUCCUACAGAACCAGAUCAAGUAUUGCAAACGGAGUCUCAAGGAUCUGAAAACGACGAGUCCCAAUAUAAUCCACACCAACCUCUGCUGCCACGCCCCCCCGUUAUUCGGAAUCAUGACUUGAUACCCGUUGCUCCCCAGCCGGCAAAGAUAGCGCCUUUGACCGUAGUCAACGUGCAAACACCCAUCAUCGACUCACCCGUGGCUAAAUCUUUUGGUACAUCAGCACAGGUGGCGGCACUCCGAAACGAGCCCCUGCCUGCAGUUGCCAGCUCCGAUAGCUCUUCACCGGGCGCAAGGGAUACAGAGAGGAGAAGAGGAAAGAAGAAGAGAAAGGCUGAUCGGCAAGCGCCAGAGGCCGAGGUUGGGCCGCGUAUCAAAGUUGAGCCUCGUUCACCGUCACCCUUGACAGCUCCAGCCUACACCAGACCCAGCAAACGCCCGAGACAGUCUCAAGGUUAUGCUAAUGAAUCUGGACAAUCUGAGUUGCAAUAUGCCCAGCCUCCACCGAAUGCGUCUUACGAGCAGCCCUUACAGGUGUUUCGAGGUGAACAAGCUCCCGUGGCGUACCAAGAACCCGGCCCCGCGCCAUAUCAUGCUCAGCCCGCCUCGAGCUCUAGUAUUCGUGGUGAGCCAGUUGGAGAACUGAAUCGGAACGGGGAUUUCUCCAGUAAUCGUCGUUUGUCUGGUGAGAGCUAUGCCCGCCCUUUUCCCUCGGGCGAGGGCUACGUACGUCAGCCUCAGCCUCAGCCUCAACCAAGGGAUAUGGUAUCAUAUCAUCAUCAUCCACCCCCCAGAGAGAUUCAUGGCCCUGCCGCAGUGCCGCAGGUCGUUGCAUAUGGCCCAUUCCAAGAGCCCAUACGCAUCUAUCGAGAGCCCAUCGAUGGACCCCGCGCGAGCGCACGCCCAGAGGGUGAGUCUUUCAUAAUCCCCCCACGGCCACCAACACGGGUCAUGGUUGAUUCGUAUGGGCGGGAGUUUGUCGAACCUGUGAUACACUCUGGCCGGCAAUCUGUUGCCCCCCUACCCCGACCCGGAGAGCCGGAAGUGAUUUAUGAGCGACUGCCACCUCGACUUCCAUCAAGCAACAUCGGAGAUGGGGUUUACAACGAAGGCAACGUGGUAUAUACCAGGCCACUGUCGGUCUACGAUCCAGCAAGAAGAGUAUAUGUAUCAGAGCCAGAGUAUCCUUACGACCAUAGGGAUGGUCAGUAUCGUGAACAUCAAUUACAGCAACGAGGAUACAUUCAGAUUGUGAGGUCUCAUGAUGGCCGAAUCAUCGAGGAGCGGCCGGCAGAAUACAUCUCACGACCGACAAGCUACCGAUCAUCGCGGUUCGAGCCCGUCCCACCAUACAUUCGUAUGCAUAGCACACAUCCCGAUGCUGCCGGUAGAGAGUAUAGCGGGAGUAUCCACAUGGAUGGUCGUCACCCGGAAGGCCCACAGCCCUAUGCCAGAGAGUAUGCUGGUAGCCCCAUGCAGCGAGCUCCAACUGUUCAUCGGGAGUACAGCAUGCGCCCCCCCGAACGGUACCAUGAGCCGCACAGAGGAGCUACGAGGGGGCCGGAUGAAAUCGCCUUCAUUGAGCAGCCUCGUGGAGCAUCGCGGGAAAUUGUGUACGUGGAUGACGUCAGGCGAGAGGUUUAUCGUUGA
Trichoderma aggressivum f. europaeum is the source of this 2604-nucleotide messenger RNA. RefSeq lists its product as uncharacterized. The record is from RefSeq and is a predicted model, not a curated record. NCBI's taxonomy places the organism in Eukaryota, Fungi, Ascomycota, Sordariomycetes, Hypocreales, Hypocreaceae. The coding region runs from base 1 to 2604 and encodes 867 amino acids. The transcript has a single exon.